Eimeria maxima is the source of this 2010-nucleotide messenger RNA. Its product is annotated as heat shock protein 70, putative. Gene Ontology annotation, molecular function: ATP binding; ATP-dependent protein folding chaperone; heat shock protein binding. Lineage: Eukaryota; Apicomplexa; Conoidasida; Eucoccidiorida; Eimeriidae. Gene Ontology annotation, cellular component: cytoplasm; membrane; endoplasmic reticulum chaperone complex. The record is from RefSeq and is a predicted model, not a curated record. Gene Ontology annotation, biological process: endoplasmic reticulum unfolded protein response; protein refolding; cellular response to unfolded protein. The coding region runs from base 1 to 2010 and encodes 669 amino acids. The transcript has 5 exons.
AUGGCAUUAAGCCUAUCCAAAGCGGCAUUUCUGCCGCUUUGUUUGUUCUUUAUUUCCUCCUUAUUAUUCGCAAAUGUUUAUGCUUCUGAUGAAGGAGGAAGUGACGAAAAAGUUAAAGAUGUUGUGAUUGGUAUUGAUUUGGGUACGACAUACUCGUGCGUUGGGGUGUAUAGACAGGGACGUGUAGAUAUAAUACCUAAUGAUCAAGGAAAUCGUAUUACUCCUAGUUAUGUAUCUUUUGCUGAUGAUGAGAGACGUAUAGGAGAAGCAGCAAAGAACGAGGCAGCAAAUAACCCAACAAAUACAAUAUUUGAUGUAAAACGUCUAAUAGGGAGAAGAUUUAAUGAGAAAGAAGUACAAAGAGAUAAAGAAUUACUUCCUUAUAAUAUUAUUAAUAAAGAUGGUAAACCUUAUAUACGUGUUAUGGUUAAGGGACAACCUAAAGAAUUAGCACCUGAGGAAGUAUCUGCUAUGGUCUUAGGUAAAAUGAAGGAAGUUGCAGAGAAUUAUCUUGGUAAAGAAGUUAAGAAUGCUGUUGUUACUGUUCCUGCAUACUUUAAUGAUGCACAAAGACAAGCAACAAAAGACGCAGGUGCUAUUGCAGGUCUUAAUGUUAUUCGUAUUAUUAAUGAACCUACUGCUGCUGCUAUUGCUUACGGUCUUGAUAAAAAAGACGAAAAGACUAUCCUUGUCUACGAUCUUGGUGGUGGUACCUUUGAUGUAUCCGUCCUUGUUAUUGACAACGGUGUAUUCGAAGUCCAUGCAACUUCAGGUGAUACACAUCUAGGAGGAGAAGAUUUCGAUCAGAGAGUAAUGGAUCACUUCCUGAAGAUUAUUCAGAAGAAAUUCGGCAAAGAUUUAAGAAAGGAUAAGAGUGGACUGCAGCGCCUUCGUCGUGAAGUUGAACGUGCGAAACGUGCUCUUUCCUCUUCUCACCAGGUUACGGUUGAAGUUGAAGGUUUAGUUGACGGCGAGGACUUCUCCGAAACCCUCACUCGUGCAAAGUUUGAGGAAUUGAAUGCCGAUUUAUUCCAGAAGACAUUGAAACCUGUUAAACAAGUUCUUGAAGAUGCAGACUUAAAGAAAUCACAGAUAGACGAAAUUGUUCUUGUUGGUGGUUCAACACGUAUUCCUAAGAUCCAACAACUUAUUAAGGAAUUCUUUAACGGUAAAGAGCCUAACAGAGGAAUUAAUCCUGAUGAAGCCGUUGCUUAUGGUGCAGCUGUACAAGCAGGUAUCUUAUCAGGAGAAGGUACACAAGAUAUGGUCUUACUUGAUGUUACUCCUCUUACUCUUGGUAUUGAGACAGCUGGAGGUGUCAUGGCUAAAGUUAUUAACAAGAAUACCGUUAUUCCCACCAAGAAGACACAAACUUUCUCUACUUACUCUGACAACCAGUCCGCUGUCCUCAUUCAGGUGUAUGAAGGAGAGCGUCCUAUGACAAAGAAUAACCAUUUAUUAGGAAAGUUUGAAUUAACAGGAAUACCUCCUGCACCUCGUGGUGUACCACAGAUAGAUGUAACAUUUGAUGUAGACAGGAACGGUAUAUUGAAUGUAAGUGCUGUAGAUAAAGGAACAGGAAAGAGCGAGAAAAUAACAAUAACUAAUGAUAAAGGAAGACUUACUCCUGAUGAGAUAGAAAGGAUGAUACAAGAAGCAGAAAAGUUUGCAGAUGAGGAUAGAAAAACAAAAGAAAGAGUAGAUGCAAGAAAUGCCCUUGAGGGGUAUAUACACUCCAUGAGGAGUACAGUAGAGGAUAAAGAUAAAUUAGCAGAUAAAAUAGAGGAUGAUGAUAAAAAAAUAAUUACAGAUAAAAUUAACGAAGCAAAUGAAUGGUUAGUUGCUAAUCCUGAUGCAGAGGGAGAAGAAUUAAGAGAUAAAUUAAAGGAAAUAGAGAGUGUAUGUAAUCCUAUUAUCUCCAAGGUGUAUGGACAGACAGGAGGAGGACCAUCAGAUUCAGGAUCUACUACUUCUGGUGAUGAUGACUAUAGCAGUCAUGAUGAAUUGUAA